Messenger RNA from Mugil cephalus (flathead mullet), 2777 nucleotides. It is a transcript of the gene pcca, whose product is annotated as propionyl-CoA carboxylase subunit alpha. Lineage: Eukaryota; Metazoa; Chordata; Actinopteri; Mugiliformes; Mugilidae. The transcript is spliced from 23 exons. Gene Ontology annotation, cellular component: mitochondrion. Bases 65 to 2200 code for a protein of 711 amino acids. The record is from RefSeq and is a predicted model, not a curated record. Gene Ontology annotation, molecular function: ATP binding; propionyl-CoA carboxylase activity; metal ion binding.
UUGACGCCUAUUUUACCACCAGGGUACGUCAUGACGUACCAGUGGAUGACCGUUUAGCAGCAACAUGGCGGCGCCCAGCCUCGCUCCAGCCCUGAGGAGGCUGCUGUUGGCAGUGAAGAAUGCCUCACUUCACUCCAGAUGCUGUACAGCACAUUGCAGGGUUCACUAUUCCACCGUUCAUAAUCCCAGUGAAAAGACCUUUGAUAAGAUUCUCAUUGCCAACAGAGGAGAGAUUGCCUGCCGGGUGAUGAAGACUUGUAAGAUGAUGGGCAUCCAGACCGUAGCUGUUCACAGUGAUGUGGACUCCUGUGCUGUUCAUGUAAAGAUGGCUGAUGAGGCAAUCUGUGUUGGCCCCGCCCCCACCAGUAAGAGCUAUCUGAAUAUGGAUGCCAUCAUGGAUGCCAUCAGAGCUACUGGAGCACAAGCAGUUCAUCCUGGUUAUGGCUUCCUCUCUGAAAAUAAAGAGUUUGCAAAGCGACUGGCAGCAGAUGGCGUGGCAUUCAUUGGCCCGGACACUCAUGCCAUCCAGGCAAUGGGGGAUAAAAUUGAGAGCAAGCUGAUUGCUAAGGCUGCCAAGGUCAACACUAUCCCAGGAUUUGAUGGAGUUGUCAAGACUGCUGAAGAUGCUGUGAAGAUUGCACAAGACAUUGGCUACCCAGUGAUGAUCAAAGCAUCUGCUGGGGGAGGAGGGAAAGGAAUGAGGAUUGCCUGGAAUGACGAGGAGACGAGGGAAGGUUUCCGGUUCUCCUCUCAGGAGGCAGCAUCCAGCUUUGGAGAUGACAGGCUGCUCAUUGAGAAGUACAUAGACAACCCCAGACAUAUAGAGAUUCAGGUCUUGGCUGAUAAACAUGGAAAUGCUCUGUGGCUUAAUGAGAGGGAGUGCUCUAUCCAGAGGAGGAACCAAAAGGUGGUGGAGGAGGCUCCCAGUACUUUCCUGGACCCAGAAACACGUCGGGCGAUGGGUGAGCAGGCAGUGCAGCUGGCCAAAGCUGUGAAGUACUCUUCUGCUGGCACUGUGGAGUUCCUGGUGGACUCUAAGAAGAACUUUUACUUCCUCGAGAUGAACACGCGACUACAGGUGGAGCAUCCAAUUACAGAGUGUAUUACUGGCUUGGACCUAGUGGAACAGAUGAUCAGGGUGGCCAAGGGUUACAAGCUGCAGCACAAACAAGAAGAUAUCCCCAUAAAUGGCUGGGCCAUCGAGAGUCGCGUCUAUGCUGAGGAUCCUUACAAGUCCUUUGGUCUCCCCUCCAUUGGACGGCUGUCUCAAUAUCAGGAGCCACUCAACCUCAAAAACGUUCGUGUGGACAGUGGCAUCCAGGAAGGAAGUGACAUCAGCAUCUACUAUGAUCCCAUGAUCUCUAAGUUGGUUACCUAUGGAGCAACACGAGCUGAAGCCCUUGCCAGGAUGGAGGACGCUUUGGAUAACUACGUAAUCAGAGGAGUGACCCACAACAUUCCCCUCCUGCGUGAAAUCAUCACCCAUCCUCGCUUCAUCUCCGGUGACAUCAGCACUAACUUCCUGCCAGAGGUUUACCCUGAUGGCUUCAAGGGUCAUCAGCUGGAUGCACACAGUUGCAGGGAGUUGUUGGCCUCAGCAGCAGCACUCUACGUCAGCGUUCAACUCCGUUCACAGAAGGUCCACGACAACCGGAGGGUGACAUCCUCUCCUGUGGAUUGUCGCCAGUGGGAGCUGUGUGCACAGCUGGGGGAGGGACGUCAUGCUAUGGAGAUUACCAAAUCAGGAAAUAUUUAUACUGUGGAUGUGGAUGGAGAGAAGGUGGAAGUCGAGGGGAAGUGGAACCUGGCCUCACCUCUCCUGCCACUCAACAUCAAUGGCACUCAGAGAAUGCUGCAGUGUCUGUCCAGAGAUGCUUCAGGAAUGAUAGUGCUGCAGUACCUGGGCACAAUGUUUAAGGUUCGCAUCCUGUCCAAGUUGGCUUCAGAGUUGAACUCCUACAUGCCAGAAAAAGUUCCAGAAGACACCAGCAGCAUCCUACGGUCACCGAUGCCAGGGACCGUUGUGGCUGUGUCCGUCAAACCAGGAGAUAAGGUCGCAGAGGGUCAGGAGAUAUGUGUGAUUGAAGCCAUGAAGAUGCAAAACAGUUUGACCGCUGCCAAGGCAGCAAAGGUCAAGAGUGUCCACUGUAAACCAGGGGAGACGGUUGGAGAGGGAGAUCUUCUUGUCGAACUGGAGUAAAACACCAUUUGUGGCCUUUUAUGUGUGAGCUCAGCACCUCAGUGAGCCUGAUGUCUACAGAGGAAGAUUCACAUUGACCAACAAUCUGGACAAUAAUGGAUCAGAUACCUGAUUUGUCUCGUCAGUGGUCAGUCGCUGCGGCAGACCACCAGUAGAGUUUUGUUUCUGCUGUAGUAGUAGUUACUGUCUUCUCCACAUGUCAAGACUCCUUUGUGUGAAUCCUUCCCGCUUUGUAAAACACAGCUGACCACUGUAAAUCUGGUUGUUAGUUUUUGUUAAAGGCAUAGUUUUGAUAUAUGUGCCAAGAUUUUGAAGAUAGAUAGGAAUGGUCCUUUGCAACACUAAUACAAUGGGAUAACAUGUACUGUAUGUUUGUAUUCUGCUGGCAAGUUUAAAAUGUCACAAGUUGAAUAUAUCAUAACAUAAUUUGAUCUGUGAUUUGAGUGACCAAAAGAAAAUUCAAUUUGGAUCUGUUGUAUUUGAGUCAAGGCAAAAAUGUCAGAAGUGUCGGAACAACUCCAACCAACUUCAAAAUAUACUGUAUACAACCAUUAAAGUACCACUUUUCCACAUAGAA